Miscanthus lutarioriparius is the source of this 1863-nucleotide messenger RNA. Lineage: Eukaryota; Viridiplantae; Streptophyta; Magnoliopsida; Poales; Poaceae. The record is from the annotation of a GenBank genome assembly.
AUGGAGGCCCUCAAUAGGGUACUAAAGAGGAGCGGCGGCGUGCUCCCUUUCCUCCAAGCGGCCAUCGAUGUCGCCCACCACAGGUCUGGACUGUUCCGCGACCCUUCAGCGGUGAGCAAAGUCACCUCGAUGGCUGCGGCCAUCAGGGCGUGGGUGGAGGCCGAGAAGAGGGCGGCCAGGGAGGCAGAGAGGAAGGCUCCUGCUGCUGAGGAGCCAGAGAGCUUGGUGGAGAAGGACUGCAUCUGCAUGGUGGUGGAUAAGAAGCAGGUGACUGUAGCUGAGCAGGGGGCUGAACUGGAGGCCACGACUGCUGAAUUGGAGGGCAGGAGCUUGAAGCUUCAUGAGCAAUUGAAGGAAUUGGAGGCUAUGCAAUCCAGCGAGGUGGAACAGAAGCACAUUGCAUUGGUCACUGAAGUGGCUACACUCCAAAGUACAUUUAAUGCAAAUUGGAUACUAGAUUCAGGUGCAUCACGGCAUGUCACGGGGACAUUAGAUGAAUUUGCAUCAUAUAACUCAUUUCCUCCCGCACUUAAUCUAGUAUCCAUAAGUGCACUGGUGGAUCAGAUGGAUUGUCGUGUUACUCUUGAUCGAGAAAAUUGUUUAAUUGAAGAUAGGAAGACAGGAAUGAUGCUUGGGAGUGGCAUUAGGCGUAAUGGCCUAUGGUUCUUAGAUAGAAGGAUAGAUAAUUCCACGUGUACUGCUCUGGCAAUUUCUACAAGUGAAGAGGAGACUAAGGUGAUACUUCAACAUUGUCGGUUGGGUCAUAUGUCCUUUGACACUAUGUCCAGAGCAUUUCCUGAUAUUAUGAGCAAGGUUGAUAAAAAGAAGUUGGUGUGUGAUGCAUGUGAGUUUGGGAAACAUAUGAGAGCAUCCUAUAUUAGUAAAGGACUUCGUAGCACAUUACCUUUCAUAUUAGUUCAUUCCGAUGUUUGGACAUCCCCUGUGGUCUCUAUUAGUGGAAUGAAGUAUUUUGUGACAUUCAUUGAUUGCUAUUCUCGCAUGACAUGGGUUUAUCUCAUGCGGCAUAAAAAUGAGGUACUCAAGGAUUUUUGUGCAUGUGUUAAGAAUCAGUUCAAUACUCAGGGGGAGAACGAAGCUUCACACACUAGAGAAGGUGAUCACCAACCAAGGAAAUUGGAAAUUGUUAUUGGAACAAUUCCACGACCAAUGGAUGACCCUAAUCUUACAAGUGUAGAAGAGGGAGAGAAUAGUACUGUUCAAAGUGGACCUAUUCAGGAACAGUCAAGAAGAAUGGAGGAGAUAGUUGGUGGUCUAACACCUACUCAACCAAAUGGAACAGGUAUGGGGUUGCAAAAUAGAGUUAUCUCAAAAGUAUAUACAAGAAGGAAGUUUAGAUCCCAACAAGAGAACACGGAGUUGAUCCAAACACCAACAUCUGAACUAUGCCCUUCCGCCCCAGUGCGUGAAAGUGGACAAAAAAUUAUUGAUGUAUCUUCAACCUCAGAGAUUGAUGUUGAAAACUCCUCAGAUGCUCUACCCAUUGCACUAAGAAAAGGACGCAAGAUCACUGUGUUGGCCGUAUAUGUGGACGAUAUCAUUAUUACCGGUGAUGAAGAAACGAAGAUCAAAUGCCUCAAGGGGAAUCUAAGUAGAGAGUGUGAGGUCAAGGACCUUGGUCAGCUCAAAUACUUUCUAGGUAUUGAGAUUGCACGAAAUCCAAAAGGAAAAGGACGUCUGCUGCUUAUUCCAGCAAGGAAACUUGGGAUCCUAAGUAAAAGGGUUAUGUGGAGUACAAGAGAUUGGAAACAAAUGUUGGUAAAAUAUAGUGAGUCGUUGUGGAGUCCACAUCCGACUGCCGGUGUGCUCCAGAGUCCAGACCACAAUACAUGUGUCACCCUCUAA